This is a messenger RNA of Sungouiella intermedia, 726 nucleotides long. Lineage: Eukaryota; Fungi; Ascomycota; Pichiomycetes; Serinales; Metschnikowiaceae. The record is from the annotation of a GenBank genome assembly.
AUGGCUACUACUUUGCAACCAGAGUCCCAGAUCAAGCAGGCUAAGACCGACGCCAAGAUUGUCAAGCAGCGUGCUGCUGACAAGGCCGUCAGAAAAGCUGCCAACAAGGAGAAGAGACAGACCAUCGCUGACAGAACUGCUGCUUACAACAAGGAGUACAGAGAUGCUGAGCGUGCUGUCAUUGACGCCAAGAGAGAGGCUAAGGCUAACAACUCUUACUACGUUGAGGCUGAGCCAAAGCUUGUCUUCGUUGUCAGAAUCAAGGGUAUCAACAAGAUCGCUCCUAAGCCAAGAAAGGUUUUGCAAUUGUUGAGAUUGACCCAGAUCAACGCCGGUGUCUUCGUCAAGGUCACCAAGGCUACCUCUGAGUUGCUCAAGUUGGCUGAGCCAUACAUCACCUACGGUUACCCUAACUUGGCUACCAUCAGAAAGUUGAUCUACAAGAGAGGUUUCGGUAAGGUUAACUCUCAGAGAAUUGCUUUGUCUGACAACGCUAUCAUCGAGGCUGCUUUGGGCAAGUACGGUAUCAUCUCCAUUGAGGACUUGAUCCACGAGAUCUACACUGUUGGUCCUAACUUCAAGCAGGUCAACAACUUCUUGUGGCCAUUCAAGUUGUCUAACCCUAACGGUGGUUUCAGAACCAGAAAGUUCUUCCACUUCAUCCAGGGUGGUGACACCGGUAACAGAGAGCAGUUCAUCAACAACUUGGUCAAGCAGAUGAACUAA